AUGAUGAAAGUUAGAGGAUUUAGGCUUGGAAGGAGACUUGUGAGAGUUUUCAAAUUGUUUAUUCAUCGGAGAAAAAAGGGAAAAAUCAGCUACAAACGUUUGGGAUCUUCCAAUUGUGCAACAAAAGCAAUUUCAAAGCUAUGUAAUUUUGGAAAUUUGUUGAAGCAUGGGGUUAAAAGUGUAAAUUUUGUGAAACCCGGGUCGGGUUAUAUUCGGGUCGGGUCAGAAUUGAUGGAUCAGAACCAAAUACCAAAGGGUCAUUUGGCUGUGUAUGUUGGUGAAAAAGAAGAUGUUGCAUGUAGAGUUUUAGUGCCUGUGAUUUACUUUAAUCAUCCUUUGUUUGUUGAUUUGUUGAGAGAGGCUGAAAUGGUUUAUGGGUUCAAUCAUUCGGGUGGGAUCCAAAUCCCUUGUCGGAUAUCCGAAUUCGAGAACGUUCAAUCGAGAAUCGCAGCCACGGGUGGUGGUGGGAGUUGUCGCGAAAGGCGGAGCUGGAGGUAUAAGUACUGGUGA
Solanum verrucosum is the source of this 510-nucleotide messenger RNA. RefSeq names its product auxin-responsive protein SAUR36-like. The record is from RefSeq and is a predicted model, not a curated record. Bases 1 to 510 code for a protein of 169 amino acids. Lineage: Eukaryota; Viridiplantae; Streptophyta; Magnoliopsida; Solanales; Solanaceae. Gene Ontology annotation, biological process: response to auxin. The transcript has a single exon.